AUGGCUGCUGCGCUGUACCAACGGCAAUCGGUAUUCCAACCGUCACCUCUAGAUGAAGAAGACGCAUUGAUCCUUUCCAACGACGACAAACGUUCGUCGUACGCAACAAUCGAAGUGCCGAGUACCGUCAAGAGCAUCUACUCGUCGUUCGUGACGGCCUUGAAGCUCGCGGUCCUCAUCACCAUGCUUCUCGUCGGAUACACCAUUCGAUCUAUGUUCCUUGGCGCGACCAAACGACGAGGCUACGGCCCGUUCAUGUUGUGCCUGUUUGCAUUUCCACUCGUGAUGGUGCAGCCCGUGCUGCAAGUCCUCCAGAGUUUACAUUACUACAACUCGUACGCGCCGAUGACCAAGCUCAUCAACGUGAUCUCGUGGAUGGGGCUCAUUCAAAUGUCGACGGCGUCGAUGUGGAAUGCCAGCUUGGAUCAGUCCGUGCUGGCGUGGUGGAAGCAGCGUCAGCUGAUGUCGUCGCCAUUGCCGUCGCCGCGGUAUAUGCCCAACAAGCCCGUGACAGUCGUCGAAGAAGAGGAAUGUGGUACCUGA
Aphanomyces invadans is the source of this 543-nucleotide messenger RNA. RefSeq lists its product as hypothetical. The record is from RefSeq and is a predicted model, not a curated record. Bases 1 to 543 code for a protein of 180 amino acids. The transcript is spliced from 4 exons. Lineage: Eukaryota; Oomycota; Saprolegniomycetes; Saprolegniales; Verrucalvaceae.